This is a messenger RNA of Amoebophrya sp. A120, 3603 nucleotides long. Lineage: Eukaryota; Dinophyceae; Syndiniales; Amoebophryaceae. The record is from the annotation of a GenBank genome assembly.
AGUCGAGGAUAUCAGUGUACUUUUGUCGUGCUUUAUUCCUUUUCUAUAUGUAGAGCCACGAACAGCAAGCCUCUGUCGUCAUCGCGGGCAUUUGUGGCAGAAUUGAUGUCAUAUUUUUUGCCACUACAACUCUUGAAGUGACCGCGGCUGCGCUCCCUGCCCGCACAUCUCAUGGUCUGGACAGUGGGAACGACGCUUGCGGCGUUACUCUUCGUUUGCGGGGGAGAAAUAGUGUCGGAAGUGAAGGCCAACGAGGAGCAUGCGCUCGCGUUCCACCAAGGUAGUACGUCGAGAGGGCAUACACUGGCAGAUGAAGAUCACAGUCCAGUGGCGGCGCAACGGCCCGGAGGCGAACAGUCUUCGCAGCUGCUUUCCGACCGCGUUCCUGCGCUCUCCAAGAAAGGUAGUAGCGGGGAGCAGAACGAGGGGCGGACGGAAGAUGAUGUCGUGACGCCAGCAUAUUUGGAGGACCAAACACUGCGACCGCCGCUGCUCGAGGGCGCGCAGUUUGAUACAGCGGAAGAGUUUCUGCAGAGCAAUGCUGCAGUACAGUAUGCGUUUGGAGGGUUGUCGGCUACGCGGGUCGGGACGAACGAGGAGCGACAGGAACGCCAACAGACGAGAACUCCCUCUAUCUCCCCCACCGGCGAAAACGACAUCGAAGAUCUGGGUAGAGAAUUUGUGGACCACAAGCAGCAGGAGUGGCUUCAGAUUGGAGGAUAUGCCGCAGCAAAAAAGAGAAGCAGGCCCGCGGAAGAUGCCACUGCCAUGGGAGGGCAGAAGGAGGACUUGCGACAACUUCCGAUGGAGCAGCAAAUUUUCCAGAUGCAGCAGGAGAUGGCAAUGCGCGAGGCGGAGACACAGCAGAAGAUUUCAACGCUCCGGGCGGAGAUGCAGCAGAAGAUUGCAAUGCUCGAGACGAACGCCACCGCCUGCACCAACAACGUGACCGACCUUGUGAACGCGACCACAGACAUUCGCCACGCCGGGGCGGUCGUGGAGGAGGCUAGUGGACUGCUUUUGGCGCAGAGGUUUGCUGUGUGGUGGGUGGAUUACGUUCGCGCUGUGGUGUACCUCCUUUCCGGGUUCGCGGCUUCGCUCAUUGUCGUCGCGCUGCCGGUUCGCUUGGUCUUUUUUCCCAGGGAAUACAGCCAGGAGGAGGUAGUAGAGCCGGAGGGCGGCGGGGAUCAUGUCACUCCGGAACCACAGCAGGGGGCAACCGUCGUGGCAGGUGGUGACCAAGCAGACACUCUUUCGGCCGACCGCCCGAAUCCACCGCCGGCGAAGCCGGAAAAGUACUGGCUGCUUCCCUGGGAUUUCGCCAGGAGAGGAACUUUGUCAAGUGUAUGUCAGCGAGGGGACAGCACGGAGGGCAAGAUUUUCACCACAGGUCUGGUGAUAGCCGAAAUUUGUGCACUGCUCUCGCACUACACACUGAUCUUGUACGAUCGCACCUGUUCGGGCUUUACAACCGUAGCGGAUAAUGACCUGGACAGCAUAAACACCGAGCGAUCUAUCGAUCUGGCACUUCGUGUCGUUUGGCUGAUCCUUCCGCCUGUCAUCAUGAUCAUCACGGCUGCGGUGCCGCAGAACACUUUCAGGGCGAAGGCCCCGAACGCAGCUCCGACGACGACGGCAGGAACAAAAGCAGCAGGUUCAGGAAACAGCGCCACCCGAAAUCGUGUAACGACGAUCCACGAGGACGAUACUCGGAUAUGGUCGCAGGCGCUGCAUCAAACUGUUGCGGCCGCAGUCUUGCUGCGGUUAAUUUUUGAAACGCGGCAGUUGUUCCACGAGCCUCUCGACAUUUCCGGCGUACUGUUUGGGGUGUCCUCGGAUCCGUUGGACGAGCCGACGGACCUUUUUUUCGUGAAUGUUUCCGAUCAGCGAGUCUUAUCAAAUGCAAAAAUGUCUGGGUCUGGAAGAGUACAACUUGUCAUGCUAAAUCUGAAUCAUACAAAAAUCUGUGUUGCAUGAUUGAUGGCCUCACUGUUAUGAGAAGUUAGAUCAGUUUGUAGAACCCAGUCUGUUUAUGCUAGCAGAGGGCUAGUGCGCUGUGAACCCCCAGGACCAGGCUGACUCAGUCCCGACCGAAGUGGUAGGCGCUAGGAUGAACUAUGUAUGUAGCGCUUAGGGCCCUUCCGUACGGCCAUAUGUAUGUCCCGUAACGGGGAUCGCCUAUGUCGGUCAUUUAUAUGCAAGGCGAUGGGUCACCCGGUCGGCAGAGCCGAUCCAUACGAACGAACGAAUGAUUACCAAUAAAGCUGUUCACUUUUGAGAAGGCCGAGAGGCAGUUUCUCAUGCGGAAAAGGCAUGGUAAAGAUCUCACAGAAUCUGUGAUGCUGGGGCAUGCAUCACAGACCUCACACGUGAUGCAAACCGUGCAUGACAAUCUUCCAGACCCAGACAUUUUUACAUUUGAUAAGCCUCGGUCCGAUGCAAAAGCGAGUUUCAUCGGAGUGCCUGGGCGCAGGCCUAUCGUGGCUAUUACUUGGGCCGAGUGAUAGGGAUCUUUCUCGGGUGGGCCUUUUCGCUACUAUUCCUUGCCCUAAGCAUUGCGUGCAAAUUGCAAUAUCGACACGCUGAGGACCGUUCAGCCGAAGACCGUCCGCACGCUUCGGCCUAUCUCGAAGACGUUCGUUUGGUUCCGCAAUCGGCGAGCCUGAUUCUUCCGCGGCUCGUGUUUUCGGCCGAAAUUCUUGCCAUGCUCACUGUGCAAGCGCUACCCUUCUGGCCCGUUCUUCUGAAGGUAGCCCGGCAUGGGCAAGGUGCGUCAUGGAACCCGCCGCUGACACCCCUCGACGUUUUGCUUAGAGUGUCGUUUUAGCAACUGUAAAAGUGUCUGGGUCUGGAAGAGUCAUGCUGUUUCUGCAUGACACAGAAGGUCUGGCAUGGAAGCUCUAGCAUCACAGGUCUCGAGAAGCUUUCGCAAUGCCGAACCCGCAUGACAAAUCCCCCAUUUUGGUGACAGAAAGUGAGUAGCUUUUGCUACCUAUGCAUGAGAGAUUUUCGUGUGUUCUGAAAUGCGCAUCACAGGUUACAUCCUUCCAGACCCAGACAUUUUUGCAGUUGAUACGUUUCGGCACUUGUCGUGGCGGGCGAAUCAAUCGCAAUGCGGGCAUUACUAUGAAAUGCAAAAAUGUCUGGGUCUGGAAGAAUUCAUGUUUGUCAUGCUUGUCUGGCAUGAUUCGCGAAUCUGUGUUGCAUAGGCACGAAAAGACCCUCUUACCUGUCAUGCAAAAACGCAGCUUGCCAUGCGGAAUACGUAAGACAUGGCAGCCAAAAAGUUUGUGAUGCAUAGCUGCGUAUUGCAGUCCGGCUAUCAUCCACUUUUUGCAUCACAAGUUUCCAGACCCAGACAUUUUUACAUUUGAUAAUUACUUUGAUACGGACAAGAAUUGUGGCGACUUCACAACGGACAUGCUGUGGCUUUCACAAGAACCUCCGGGCGGUUUCUAACUUCUGUGCAGGCCAUAUGAAAUUGCAAUAAGAUUUUGACUCGGAUAGCACAGACUCAGAGUAGUUUGUUGUCCCAUGACGACCUUGGACUUUUUCUUUCAUCCAGAGCUUUUCUUUUUUUGAAGGACGCUGCUCCACCGCGGC